Molecule: messenger RNA, 1670 nt
Organism: Musa acuminata AAA Group (dessert banana)
Lineage: Eukaryota; Viridiplantae; Streptophyta; Magnoliopsida; Zingiberales; Musaceae
Product: protein MICROTUBULE BINDING PROTEIN 2C-like
Exons: 6
Coding region: 186-1142 (318 amino acids)
Biological process (GO): plasmodesmata-mediated intercellular transport
Molecular function (GO): microtubule binding
Source: RefSeq, a predicted model, not a curated record
UUGCCGGCAUUGGCACAGUGGCAUUUUGGUAAAUUUGGGGCCUUGAUUCCUGGAAGGCGUUCGUCUUCUCCCUUUCCCUUCCAACACAAGUCUUCUCUUCUCUCUCUCUCUCUCUCGCUCUCGCGUCGUGGUUGCCAUCGUCUGCCUCUUCUUCUUGUUCUUUUACUUGGAAGAAAAGGAGCAUAAUGCUGGAGAGGCCGUGCAAGGUCCGCGCGUCGGCGGAUCCGAAGCCGUGGACGUCCGACGGGCGCCGUCCCUCGCCGCCGCCCCCUCCUCCCUCUUCCGCCGCCGCCGAGGCCGGGAAUGGGGGAAAUUUCGAUCGAGUCCUCUUCAAGAACCUCGUCGAGAUGGUCCCCCUCGUUGAGUCGCUCAUGGAUCGGAGGGCGAACUCGUCUUUUACGCGGCGGGCGUCGGUAGUCUACACACCUGCGCCAUCCAAUUCGAAGAAGGCUGCUGAAUCAAAAGACGGAAGAGCAUCUCAAACUAUUUCUGCGAAAAAGCGAAGGGAUUUAGACGCUGCUCAAAGAAACGAUCAAAAUGGUUCUUCUGAUGACUUGUCUAUCUUCUCAAGAAAUGUGGAAGUUGAGAAUUCCCUAAAAGAUAGGGAGGAGUUAAGCAUAUUAAGGGAACAAGUAAAUGAUCUACAAAGGAAGAUAGUAGAGAAAGAUGAAUCUCUAAAAUCAGCAGAGAUUGAAAUCAACCAGAUGAAAGCAGCAUGUGCAUCCAUUGAUGAAUUGAAAUUUCAAAUUGCAGAGAAAGAUUCUUUGGCUAAAUCUAUUAAUUCUCAGUUAAACAAUGCUAAGAUUACUCUUGCAGACAAGCAAGCAGCAUUGGAGCGACUGACCUGGGAGGCACGAAUGUCUAACAGGAAAAUUGAGGAACUUCAAGGGGAAAUAAUCUCUAUGGAUUAUGAGAUCGCUGCAUUGAUGCAGAUUUAUGAAAAAUUAUGUAUAAACAACUCAGCUGUAUUUUCUGAUGACAGUCUAAGUUCAUACAAUUUGGAACCCCUUCCAGUUGCAAAUGAAAUCGAUGAUAUCGAAAUAGAGAAAAUGGAAGAGGCAAGAACAUACUACCGUGCAUCUGUUGCUGCUGCAAAAGAGAAUCCAACUGAGGAGUCAUUAGCUACAGCUGCUGAGCAAUGAAUAAAUGAGAAGGCAUCUGUGGAUAGAUUUGGAGGAUCAGUAUACGUUGGUGGAUUUCUUUUGCCCUUUCUUUCACUUGAUUCGGACAUUAGAUCACUUCGGGGAGCACAAUUAGGGCGCAGCUUAUUCAUGGGACAAAAGAUAUUUCUCUUCAAUGGAGCACAUCCUUUGGCAGUUGUUCCUGCGAAUCCAUGAUACAAACUAAAUCAAAGAACAAAUGUAGAUAACAAUUUAUAGGUUACAGCAUACAUUCUUGACUACCAGACAUUUUGCCAAUCGCCAUGAAAUGGUUCAGAUGGAAUCAUCAAUCCGAAACCUGCUAGCACUUGGAUCUCUACAUCAACAAAAAUAUCUCUGUUUGUUUCUAGGGAUACAUGGACGGGAACUAAAUCUUCAUCCAAAAGUUGAAAUGGAACUUUGAGCAACAACAACAUGACGGUUCGGAUUAGUAGGAAUGUUCUCUAGCUUGACAUCAUUACUGAGUCGCAUGUCUGAAUUGCUUGGCUGGCAAAGUAUCUGACAUCCACA